Kogia breviceps (pygmy sperm whale) is the source of this 2374-nucleotide messenger RNA. Lineage: Eukaryota; Metazoa; Chordata; Mammalia; Artiodactyla; Physeteridae. The record is from RefSeq and is a predicted model, not a curated record.
CACGAACUCGUGUCCCCUGUAUCGGCAGGCGGACUCGCAACCACUGCGCCACCAGGGAAGCCCCAUACUAAACUUUUUUUAAUGGUUAUCCUGGGAAUUCCCUGGCAGUCCAGUGGUUAGGACUCCAAGCUCUCACUGCCAAGGGCCUGGGUUCGAUCCCUGGUUGGGAACUAAGAUCCCACAAGCUGCACAGCGUGCCCAAAUAAAUAAAUAAAUAAGUAAAAAGAAUGAAAAUUAAUAAGCUACAUAUUCAAUAAGGGUAGAAAAAGAAAAUAAAAAUAGAAAGAAGAAAUAAGGGUAAAAUCAGAAAUAAUAAAGGAAAAAGAACAGCACUUGAUAAAUUGAAGCACUCAUUCUUCAGAAAUAGACAUUAAAAUAGACACAUUUCUGGCAAAAAAUUUUGAAAAUUCAAAAGACAUCCUACCAAAUGCUUCAUAGGUAAUGCAAACUUAGCUCAUCAAAUCUCUGAUUUUCCCCUAAAAUAUUUUUCUUUGCCAGCCUUAUAUCUCAGUAAAUUAUACCACCAUCUAAGUCGAAACCCAAGAGUUAUCCUUGACACCUCCCUCUCCCUCAGUCUCCACAUUCAAUCCAAUAUCAGGAUAUGUCUCUUCUAUAUCUGUAGUGGUGACGUAUGGAGUUCAUCACCUCAACAUUUUCACCUUCCUUUUCUCUUGAAAACUGUCCCUUACACUCACUCAGAAGUACUUUCUCUUUUCCUUUUUCUAUUUCCUUUUUUCCUUUCCUGUUUUACUCCCUUCAUUUGCUCCUAUUUUUCCCUCAGGUGCAGAGAUUUGAGGCAGUCCUGCUGUUCAGUUCACAUUAUCAUCAACAAGGCCUUUAUCAUUUUAUCUUUUUUUCCUUCAUUCCAAUUCCCAGUCAUGUUACUUCCCUCUUCCUUCAGUAGCCACUCUAAUGUGUUUGAUACAUGUCCUUGGAUAUACAUGUAUCUUUGAAUAAUAUAUAGUAUUGUUUUGUAUAUGUAUGUGUUUUAAAUGUACAUAUUUGAUAUUGUGUUAUAGAAAUCAUUGUUUCUGUUUCAUGUUUCUGUAAAUACUUCUAUUGCAUAGUAUUGUCUUAAAUGACCUCACACCCUUGGCCACUGGUCCUGGGCCUAGAUGGGCCAAUCAGAGUCCCUACCCAGAAUUUUGUUAACUGAAACUAAGAAAAAAAAGAAAAUCCCUCUCCAGUUUGGAAGCCGUAAAAUGUAAAACACAGGAGCUGUCAGCAGCCAUGUGUCCUGCCAUGCGGAACCAGCUGGUCUGCAGUGAAAAGAAUGAAGCCGACAUGCAGAAAGCAGCAGAGAACCAUGUGUGAUCAGUACUGCAUCUCCUUUGCUGAUGUUGAAAAAGCACAUGUCAACAUUCGAGAUUUUAUCCACCUCACACCAGUGCUAACAAGCUCCAUUUUGAAUCAAGUAACAGGGCGCAAUCUUUUCUUCAAAUGUGAACUCUUCCAGAAAACUGGAUCUUUUAAGAUUCGUGGUGCCCUUAACGCGAUCAGAGGCUUGAUUUCUGCCACUUCAGAAGAGAAGCCCAAAGCUGUUGUUACUCACAGCAGUGGAAACCAUGGUCAGGCUCUCUCCUAUGCUGCCAAAUUGCAAGGGAUUCCUGCUUAUAUUGUAGUGCCCGAAACAGCUCCCACCUGUAAAAAAUUGGCGAUACAAGGCUAUGGAGCCUCUAUAGUAUACAGUGAACAAAGCGACGAGUCCAGAGAAAAUGUUACAAAAAGAAUUGUGGAAGAAACAGAAGGCAUCAUGGUACAUCCCAACCAGGAGCCUGCAGUGAUAGCUGGGCAAGGGACAAUCGCCAUGGAAGUCCUAAACCAGGUUCCCUUGGUAGAUGCACUGGUGGUACCUGUUGGAGGAGGAGGAAUGGUUGCUGGAAUAGCAAUUACAGUUAAGGCUCUGAGACCUAGUGUCAAGGUAUAUGCUGCUGAACCCUUGAAUGCAAAUGACUGCUACCAGUCCAAACUGAAAGGGGAACUGACCCCCAAUCCCUAUCCUCCAGAAACCAUAGCAGAUGGUGUCAGAUCCAGCAUUGGCUUAAACACCUGGCCUAUUAUAAGGGACCUCGUGGAUGACGUCUUCACUGUCACAGAGGAUGAAAUUAAGUAUGCAACCCAGCUGGUGUGGGAGAAGAUGAAAUUGCUUAUUGAACCUACAGCUGGUGUUGGAGUGGCCGCUGUGCUGUCUCAGCAUUUUCAAACGGUUUCCGCAGAAGUGAAGAACAUCUGUAUUGUGCUCAGUGGUGGAAAUGUAGACUUAACUUCCCUAACUUGGGUGAAGCAGGCUGAAAAGCCAGCUCUUCAGCAAUCUGUUUCUGUUUAAUAUGUGCAAAAGGAAGAAAAGGGAUUCAGUUGUCCAGACACUUGGAAA